ACAGUGACAUGGUGGCAUCAUUUCUCUGGCCCCUCAGGACCGGAGUACCUCCGCUGUUCUACUUGUUUGCAGCUUCAGAGCUGGGAAGUUGAAUGUUGUUAACACUCCGGGAGUAACAAAGAGUGGCUAAGCUCUCUGAAGACUGAUGGAAACCCGUGAAGUAGAAUAGUAUGCGCUGGAGCCAUACAGAAUCUGCAGGAAGACCCUCGGGGGAGUCGUCUGAGGAAUAAAAGAAUAUUUAGACUCUCCAAGUUCUUCCUUUCCAUAGCUGUUAAAUCCAAGGCAACUGUGUGGAAAGCAUGAAUAGUGAUACAUCUUCUGCACGAUCAUCCAGCCCACUUGAAAGGGAUCCUGCCUUUCGGGUGAUUACAGUUACUAAGGACACAGGUCUAGGUCUGAAGAUCCUAGGCGGCAUUAACAGGAAUGAAGGACCGUUGGUGUAUAUUCAUGAAGUCAUUCCUGGAGGUGACUGCUACAAGGAUGGGCGUUUGAAGCCAGGAGAUCAGCUUGUCUCAAUAAACAAGGAAUCUAUGAUCGGUGUGUCAUUUGAAGAAGCAAAAAGCAUAAUUACCAGAGCCAAGUUGAGGUCGGAAUCUCCUUGGGAGAUAGCAUUCAUCAGACAAAAGUCUUACUGUGGUCAUCCAGGAAAUAUUUGCUGUCCAUCCCCACAAGUGUCAGAAGACAGUGGACCUCAAACCUCAGCAUUUAAUCUUCUCUCCUCUCCCCCUGAAACACUAGUUCCAAAGACUUCAUCCACUUCCAACACUCAGGACUCCAUUUUACCUUCUUGUAAAGCAAUUCAGACAAAACCUGAACACAAGAAAACAGAACAUACUCCAGUUACUUCUUUGGACAACAGCCCCACAGAUGUAUCUAAUGCAGAUGUUGCUCCAGCCUGGACUGAGGAUGAUUCUGGACCACAAGGAAAGAUUUCCCUAAAUCCUUCUGUUCGCCUUAAGGCAGAGAAACUGGAAAUGGCUCUGAAUUACCUCGGUAUACAGCCAACAAAGGAACAACAUGAAGUCCUAAGACAGCAAGUCCAGGCCGACUCAAAGGGGACUGUGUCUUUUGGAGAUUUCGUCCAGGUUGCCAGAAAUUUGUUUUGCUUGCAGUUGGAUGAAGUAAAUGUUGGUGUCCAUGAAACCCCCAGCAUCUUAGAUUCACAGCUUCUCCCCUGUGAUUCCCUAGAAGCAGACGAAGUGGGAAAACUUAGACAAGAAAGAAAUGCUGCUCUAGAGGAACGCAAUGUGCUUAAGGAGAAAUUACUGGAAUCAGAGAAACACAGGGAACAAUUGAUAGAAGAACUGCAGAAUGUGAAACAGGAAGCCAAAGCUGUAGCUGAGGAAACCCGAGCUCUGAGAAGCCGGAUUCAUCUUGCUGAAGCUGCACAGAGGCAGGCACACGGGAUGGAAAUGGAUUAUGAAGAGGUGAUCCGUCUGCUAGAGGCUGAGGUCUCAGAACUAAAGGCUCAGCUCGCUGAUUAUUCUGACCAAAAUAAAGAAAGUGUCCAGGACUUGAGAAAGAGAGUCACCGUUCUUGACUGCCAGUUGCGAAAAUCAGAAAUGGCUCGGAAAACAUUUAAGGCAUCCACUGAAAGGCUCCUUCGUUUUGUAGAGGCUAUUCAAGAAGUACUUUUGGAGAGUUCUGCUCCCUUAUCAAAUUUAAGUGAAAGAAGAGCCAUGCUUGCGUCUCAGACCUCACUUCCGCUGCUGACUAGGAACGGACGCAGCUUCCCAGGAACCCUGCUUCUGGAAUCCAAGGAGCUUGUCAGAUCUGUUCGCGCCAUGCUUGAUAUGGACUGCUUACCUUACGGGUGGGAGGAAGCUUACACAGCAGAUGGAAUCAAGUACUUCAUCAACCACGUGACACAGACCACGUCCUGGAUCCACCCCAUGGUGAGUGUCCUGAACCUGUCCUGCGCAGAGGAGGAUGAAGAGGACUGUCCCAGAGAGCUAACGGAUCCGAAAAGCUGAUGGCUUCCCAUGGGAAAUGGAGCUCCAGAGUCUUCCAGCUUUUCAGUCCAAGUGCACAACCAGACACAAGACACCACACCCUGAGACACAGGAAUCCAGCCCAUGCUACUAGGCAGGGUGUCAAGAUGAAACUGCGGUAUAUUUGUGUACCUGUUAAAGAUCAGUUGCCACUACAAUAGUUCUUUGGAAACAAUCUUGUUGCAUUUAUUGAAGUCAUAUAUAUAUAUAGUCAGAUUUUAUAUGCAUACGCCUUCUCAUUUAUAAUUAGAUCUUUAUAAAUCACUGUGUAGUUCAUUGUUUGGUAUGAGAUACAAUGGUUUGUAUACCAACAUUUUAUAUUGAAAAGUUAUAUGAACAUAGCGAACUCCUUUUCAUAACUCCCACUCUCUACUCACAGCUUCUCUGUACUUACGAGCUCUUAUGUUCUGAGAAAGCUUAGGGGAGGGUGCCACACACGUAUCCCAACUUUGGGGUUGUUUUGUUUUGUUUUGUUUUGCCAGUACCUCAUAGGACACCACCUAACUUAUAUCAUUAUAUCAUUAAGAGACUUCUACAUUCAUAAAAUGCUUUCAAACCUCUUCCUACUUAAACUAAGCGUGGCUUCUGGGGCUGAUCUACAGGGCAAUUCUACUCACAGCUUCAGCUGGAGAAACAGUGGUUCAGAGAGACAGAGCGUCCCGUCCCAGGGAUGAGACUCACACCUGAUCUUCCCAUUCCAUAUCCAGGCUCCUUUGCCCUGCUCCCUACUGUCCCCACAGAGGGAGAUUACAACCCAGCAGAGCAUCUCCAUUCUGUUGAUGCAGCUGGGUCCACAGCUGUGCAUUCCACAGCAAUCCAGAGGACACCUCAGAGUGGAACGUUGCCCCUUCCCAACCCCACACUCUCCCUUCUGUGGCCCCAGCCCCAGCCCCACCACCCUUAGACACUCACCAAGCAGGGCACUGCUCUGUAACGUUUCGGUGGGCUUUAUCCCAUGGCUUGUAUUUUCUGGACUAGAGCCACUGGCUCAUGGCCAUGCUUGGGUGCCAUUGCCAGUAGGAGUGUCUGAGGCGAGCUGACAGACAAAAAGUGUCCGUUUAAGUGCUGCUGGGGUACUUGUACAAGGAUGGAAGCCAGGAGCCAAGCAAAGCAGCCCUGCAUCACUUAGGUAAGCUCAGAGCUCCCAAGAACAUAGUAGCAUAUGUCCUCAUGCCCACACAAGUCAACCCAGCAUGUGUCACCUGAACACCUACAACGUGCCUGGCCAUGCAAAGUGUUAUAACUGUGGAUAGUAUAAAUUUCCAAAUCAAAGAGCUCAAUGUCUUCAUAUUUCUACACACACUCACACACACUCUCUCUCUCUCUCUCUCUCUCUCUCUCUCUCUCUCUCACACACACACACACACACACACACACACACACACCAACAAUUGGUUUUCUGAAUAGGAACAGGAUAAGUUAAACACCUUAAAUUUGAAUAAUCAUGGAAAAUAUUGACCCCCCCCUCACACCUUGGCCAGAAAAGGAGAAGAAGAAUCAUGCUGGAAGAAGAGGUUCUCCAAUAACAAAUGAAAGGCAGCUGUCAAAACAGACUCAACAGCACACUCAUAAACUGCUGUGCAAUCAGAAAAUAUUAUCCUUUUUCUAGGGAGAAAUAGGGCAUUUCUCAAUGGUAAGCAAAAUGUAACUUUUUGAAGGGUCAACACACUUGACAUUUUUAUGUUACUUAUACGGACAGAACUGAACAAACAUUAAUACAGCUUUCACAGUCUUGGGUAUAAUUUUCAAGAUGAUGAAAAGCACAGAAUACGCCUGUGGAAUUUAAAGAAUUAAAGAGAUUAUGCCUGUGGAACAUGACUUUAGGAAUGUAAAAGUCGCUAUGUUUUAGCCAUAUCUGUUCCCAUGUAAUAUCAUUGUAUCAGUAAAAUGAUUUUAUAAAUACUAAA
Mastomys coucha (southern multimammate mouse) is the source of this 3898-nucleotide messenger RNA. It is a transcript of the gene Stxbp4, whose product is annotated as syntaxin binding protein 4. The record is from RefSeq and is a predicted model, not a curated record. Gene Ontology annotation, cellular component: cytoplasmic vesicle. Gene Ontology annotation, molecular function: syntaxin binding. Bases 300 to 1973 code for a protein of 557 amino acids. NCBI's taxonomy places the organism in Eukaryota, Metazoa, Chordata, Mammalia, Rodentia, Muridae. The transcript is spliced from 18 exons. Gene Ontology annotation, biological process: insulin receptor signaling pathway; regulation of insulin secretion involved in cellular response to glucose stimulus.